UUUAAUAUCCAUAUUUUAAUAAAUAUCUAGGCCGAAUUUUGAGACGAUUAUGGAUUCAUUUGGAGAUAAUUUUGUUAAUGAUUUGGAUGUUGAUCCAGCUGCAGAAUUUAUAGCUCGAGAACAGGAUCAAUUAGCAGGUCUUGAAGUUGAAAUUCCUCUAGUUGCAACUGCUUUAUCAAAUACUGAAGAUGAACUAACUGGAACAGUAAAGGCUAAUAGUGAAGAUGAUGGAGGAAGUUUCGAAAUGAUAAAUACUAUUGAUCAAAGAUCAGAUAUAUUAAAUGAAAAUUUAACGCCUCCCCCAUCUGUACCUAUAAAAGAAGAGCCAGAAAAAAUUAAAAAAUGGAGAGAAGAGCAAAAGGCUAGACUAGAAGAGAAAGAUGCUGAAGAAGAAAAAAAAAAAGAAGAUUGGAGAGUAGCUGCUAAGAAAGAAUUGAAUGAUUGGUAUAAACAUCAUACAGAGGCUAUUAGCAAAACAAAAGCUACAAAUAGGGAAUCAGCCAAGAAUGCCGAAAAACAAUUUGUUGCGGAGGCUGAUGAUAUUGAACCAGGUACUGAAUGGGAACGUAUUGCUAAACUUUGUGACUUUAACCCCAAAUCAUCAAGAACUUCUAAAGACGUAUCCAAAAUGCGUUCGAUUAUUUUACAACUGAAGCAAAAUCCACCACCAUCUAUUAAAGCUUAAUAUAUCAUAUACAAGUUAUUUAGGCAUAGUGAUGUGUACAUUAUAUGAGUGCAUUUAUUGACGAUUGUUCAUUUUCCUCUAUGACAGACCACCAAAAUAUCUAUACUAUAUGUAUAUACAU
This is a messenger RNA of Ceratosolen solmsi marchali, 806 nucleotides long. RefSeq names its product clathrin light chain (gene Clc). The transcript has 6 exons. Gene Ontology annotation, biological process: clathrin-dependent endocytosis; intracellular protein transport. The coding region runs from base 50 to 685 and encodes 211 amino acids. Gene Ontology annotation, cellular component: clathrin coat of coated pit; synaptic vesicle membrane; clathrin coat of trans-Golgi network vesicle. NCBI's taxonomy places the organism in Eukaryota, Metazoa, Arthropoda, Insecta, Hymenoptera, Agaonidae. Gene Ontology annotation, molecular function: clathrin heavy chain binding; structural molecule activity. The record is from RefSeq and is a predicted model, not a curated record.